Messenger RNA from Loa loa (African eye worm), 2497 nucleotides. Its product is annotated as NAK/BIKE protein kinase. Gene Ontology annotation, cellular component: cytoplasm. Gene Ontology annotation, molecular function: ATP binding; AP-2 adaptor complex binding; protein serine/threonine kinase activity. The coding region runs from base 366 to 2081 and encodes 571 amino acids. The record is from RefSeq and is a predicted model, not a curated record. Gene Ontology annotation, biological process: protein phosphorylation; regulation of clathrin-dependent endocytosis; positive regulation of Notch signaling pathway. The transcript is spliced from 17 exons. NCBI's taxonomy places the organism in Eukaryota, Metazoa, Nematoda, Chromadorea, Rhabditida, Onchocercidae.
ACCAACAGAUUUUAGUAGAAAAAAAGGAAGGAAUUCGCGAAAUAAAUGGUAGAGUAAUAGAAGUUUACGAAAUAACACGAUGAUGGGGUAUUAAAAGAGUUUCUGUUACCAGGGUUAGCUUAAAUGUUCGCUUGAAUGAUAAGAGAAGUGGCAGCAUUUUGUUGGGAUAUUCGGUACGAAACAGGUUCGAGUUUUGGAAAUUACGAGUUUCCUGACUUCUAAUUUCAUGUCGUUUUAUUCGUUCUUAACUUGAUGCAUCUAAUCAGUACAUCCACUUUUCAUUGUUAUGGAAAGAACUGAGUCAAUGGAUUACAAAAAGGGCUCUCGCAGUUCUUGAUGAUAACGUUAUUCUGCUAAGGACUGAAAUGCCACUGAAUUUAUUUGGGAUAGGUGCUGGGGGUGUGAAGUCACAACAGCCCGAUAACUUUUCCCGAGGAAAUACUGGCACUUCUGACGGGAAAGAUUGGCGUGGAUCAGUUGUAAAACUACCUAAUCACACUGUAACGUUGGACAAAAGACUUGCUGAAGGUGGAUUUGCGAUUGUGUAUUUGGCAAGCGAUAAGCAGGGGCGUCAUUAUGCGCUUAAAAGGCAGUUUAUUAGUGAUGAUGUUCAACAGUUGGAGGCAUGUCGAAGAGAAUGUCGCAUCGUUAGUUGCUUAGCGGGACACAAAAAUAUUGUGUCGUAUAUAGAUCAUAUGAUACUGAAGAAUAAUUGUGGUGUAUAUGAAUGUUCACUUCUUACUACUUAUUAUAAAAGUGGUGUAUUGCAACUGAUGAAUGAACGACAUUUAGCUGGACGUUGUCUAUCGGCAAAUGAGAUUUUGAAAAUUUUUUGCGACGUAUGUGAAGCAGUUGCGCGAUUGCAUCAUUCUCAAACUCCAGUGAUUCACCGUGAUUUAAAGGCUGAAAAUGUUCUGAUCGAUGAACAGCGUCCUGGUGCACCAGUGUAUGUUCUGUGCGACUUCGGAAGCGCUACGACAAAGGUUUUGUCAUCGGACACACAAUCACUGCAGUUUAUUGAAGAAGAGAUUCAUCGCUAUACGACACUCGCCUAUCGAGCUCCUGAAAUGAUAGAUAUUUACUCCGGAAAACCCAUUGGCACAAAGAUUGAUAUAUGGGCGCUUGGUGUUAUGCUCUACAGGCUGUGCUAUUUUAGUCUUCCGUUUGGUGAAAGUUCGCUUGCAAUUCAAAAUUGUUCUUAUAAUUUCCCAACUGAACCCAAUUAUCCGGAGGAGUUACGUGCCAUCAUAAAAGUACUUCUUGAUCCGGACCUUGUUCGCCGUCCAGAUAUUUAUCAAGUUUCAACUCUUGCUUUUGAGGCUACUGGACAGCGCUGCCCCAUUGGUAACUUAAAUAAAGUCCCAGCAUUGCGUCUAAUUGAUGCUUUGCAAAAUUUGCGCCAGCAGGAAGUCAGUACAACAGCACUUUCGAGUACGUCAGCACGCAUAUCGACGUUUGCUAAUUUUGAUAACCGUGUUGCACCGAAGGAAACAGCCACUUCUAUCAAUCCGAGAUUGAGACCAAAACCAUAUAGCAAUACAGUUCGCUUGAAUUUGGCCGAUUCCAGUUCACGUUUGCUAGAUGUACCAAUCAGUAAACAACAAAACAGUUCAUCUUAUCCAGAAAUCGGUGUUGCACAUGCAGGAUGUUCGCAGAAAUCAUCUUGUGGUAUUGCAGGAGAAUAUGGCAUUGAAACUCUGAAAUCAAGUGCAUUCAGACCAUAUAGUGCUUCGAGCGACAGCAGUAACAAAGUUGCGGCUGUAGGAUUUACAAUUGAACCUUUCGAGACAGUUGCUGUAACUGUUUCUUCUGUGAAUUUACCAGUGGAGAAUGAUGACAAGUCGUGGAAUCCUUUCUUAAUUGCGCCGUUCAGCUCAGAAGGACGUAGUUCAGCUGUUUUACAGAAUACUACAAUGGAUGACCGUAGUUUUGGACAUUGUUUUGACAAACUACCGAGGCAUUUAAAACACUUGGCAUCAAGCAAGACGGUAGAUGAUGCAAAUUUAGAAAUUGAUGAAAAUGAUCCAUUUGCUGCAGCACCAAUUCAUCACAAUCAAAUGAGCUCACGCCGCAACUGUUGAACGAAAAUUAUCUUCAAGUACAUAUGUAGGCGACUUUCAAUUCUGAAAAUCCAUUAUUAAUGGAUUGACAGUUUCAGGGUUGUUGAACAGGUUUCCAGAAUGAAAGAUACAAGUGCAGCACAGGAAAAAAGUCAGUCGAAUGGUAGUGGAGUCUCUAUUGUUAGACUCUGUUGUUAGUCAUGAAAUUCUCUCAUCACCUUCAACUAACAGUAAUAAACUUUGAAUAUUCCGUUCUUUAUUGCUUGUUUUGAAAAUAACACUUCGAAUAAAUAAUGUACUCUUAUUCAAAAUUUGUUAGCACCUGACAUAUUUACAAUGAAAACUUCAAGCUUGCGUUUCCAUUUGAUAAGACUGGAAGUAGUAGCGUUUCAAUCGUGAAGAAUAACUUAAAUAUAUUAAGCGCUUUUCAUCUUUUC